AUGCUGGCCGGCCAGGCCAGGGGCGAAGCCGAGGCCCGGAAGGGGGCCCUGGCCCAGGUGUGCGGCGGCCGGGUUCGUCUGCACGGUGAGCGGCGCGAAGGCCUCCUUGCCCGGCAGCGCGCGCGCCUCCUCCGCGGCCUUGGACGUGGCCGCGCUCUCGCGGCCCGGGCUCCGGCGCUCCUCGGCGCCCAGGCCGCGGGUGCUGGACGAGAUGGUGGCCGGGCUGUGACGCGAGUCGGGCGAUGCCUUGUCAAGCCGCCCGCUGUCCCGGGGCCGCCCGCCGGGCUCGGCCGCGAAGAGGUGUGCCUUGUAGGUCUUUCUUUAAUUUUUUCCUAUUCCUUUUAA
Molecule: messenger RNA, 345 nt
Organism: Rangifer tarandus platyrhynchus (Svalbard reindeer)
Lineage: Eukaryota; Metazoa; Chordata; Mammalia; Artiodactyla; Cervidae
Source: the annotation of a GenBank genome assembly